This is a messenger RNA of Drosophila kikkawai, 494 nucleotides long. RefSeq names its product cystatin-like protein. Gene Ontology annotation, molecular function: cysteine-type endopeptidase inhibitor activity. The record is from RefSeq and is a predicted model, not a curated record. Lineage: Eukaryota; Metazoa; Arthropoda; Insecta; Diptera; Drosophilidae.
GUCAGAGUUAGCUAUAAAAGAGGUCUCUCGGCAAUCGGUUGAUUUAGUUUGAAACAGGUGUUUGUGAAAAAUGCAGUCUAUGAAAGUGAUCUUUGUGUUGGCACUGACAUUGGCAACGGCUUCGGCGCUUCGCAGUCGUCUGUUCGGUGCACCCAAGCCGCUUGAGGGAGAAGAGCUGGAGACAGCCAAGGUUCUCUUAACAAGCACACUCGAGGAACUGGCCGCUGGAGAGGGUCCCAAAUACGAAGUCAUAACGGUGACAUCAGCAACUAGAAAAGUAGUGUCAGGAUCCCUAGACACCUUUGUUGUGGAACUCUCCAAUGGCUCGGAAAAUAAGGAUUGCAAAGUGCAGAUCUGGAGCCAGCCCUGGCUAAAGCCUCUGGGAACCGGCACCAAUGUCAAGAUCUAUUGCCAGGAUGACGAAGUUGUGGAACGUACUUGGUAGACAAAGUACUGCUAACCAUUAAUAAAUUGUGAUUAUCUGAAAAAAGUAA